CUGUCCAGCCAUCCAGUCGAGGGUCGCACCUGGGGUCACCUGAGAUCCCCAGGCCGAGCCGGGCGCCUAAGGAGGUUCUUUUUUCCCCACCAGGAGGCGCCCGCGGGGCGUGCUGGAGUGCGAAUUUGGGCGAGGGCGCAGAUUGGGGUCUCUUAAGGGCAGGGAGAGUGGAGCGGAGGUAAAGGUUUGGGGUGCCCGUCACCCGCCUCCCCAGUACCUUCUCCGGGACAUCUUGGGGACUUGGCGGCCCUUAGGAGGGAUGAGAGUUGUUUGCGGCUGGCCUCUGUGGAAGAGGCUGGCCUCCCAAGCCAGCCCUCCAUCCCCGCUGCAGGGGCAGCAGCAGCUAGUGAGAACACUGUCUCAGGAGUCAGGAGGUCAAAGGUCCCAUCUCAGACUUGGGGGAGGUCACUAGAUGAAAAGGAAGUAACUGUGGCUUAUGAAGAAGCAUGUCUCAGAGACAGGCCGGCACCAGGUGGUUUACAUACCUGGUGGCAUGUAAUCCUCUUCACCUCUCUGAGACAUAGGUAGGUAAAGCCCCAUUUCAGAUGAGGAAAGUGACUCAGAGAUGUCAAGGAAUUUGUCUAUAAUCACACAGCUAGUCAAAGACAAAGUCUGAUUGGUCCCCAGGCUGUGCCCCAUGACCUGGCCACCGGUACUCCCUCAGGGUGCAGGAGAAUAGGACUCGUGAGCUUGGGUGUGAGAGUACUGUGUGACCCGAGAGGACCGUCCAGCCCAGGUGCUGUAUUGGAGCCGCUGUUGGGAGAAUAAUGACGGGGAACAGAAGGGCAAGGCUGCCCAGGAAACCCGCAUGAAUCUGGGGCAGAAUGCGGGGGUCCUGACUGCCAGUCUUGCCUUCUCCUUGGCGCUGCCCCUCCUCUCACUCACUCGACCUGCACUUAUUGGGUGCUGUGCUCUGAGCACUGUGCCUGCAUGCGUGCAUUCCACAAACAUUUCUGGAGGGCCUGUAGUGUGCUCUGCCCUGGGGCUCCCGCCCUGGGAGAGCUGAGGCACCAGCAGGGAGGCCAGACCAUGAAUCGGAGGGACAAGGCCCUGGAAGGAGGGACAUGUGAGAUGCUGGGGAGCCGGCGAGGGCCCUGGCUGCCCAGACUGGAGCGGCGAACGGGAGAGGCAGGUGGGGGCCGUGUCCUCCAGGCCCCUCCUUGUAGAGUUGUGGACUUGUCUACAGGGCAGCAGGAGCCCCAGAAAGGGCUCAGGCAGAGCCUGACGGAGGACGAGGACGUGCGCGCCAUGCUGCGGGGCUCCCGGCUGCGCAAGAUCCGCUCGCGCACGUGGCAGCAGGAGCGGCUGUACCGGCUGCAGGAGGACGGCCUGAGCGUGUGGUUCCAGCGGCGCAUCCCGCGCGCGCCGUCCAAGCACAUCUUCUUCCUGCAGCACAUCGAGGACGUCCGCGAGGGCCACCAAUCCGAGGGCCUGCGGCGCUUCGGGGCCGCCUUCGCGCCGGCGCGCUGCCUCACCAUCGCCUUCAAGGGCCGCCGCAAGAACCUGGACCUGGCGGCGCCCACGGCCGAGGAGGCGCAGCGCUGGGUGCGCGGCCUGGCCAAGCUGCGCGCGCGCCUCGACGCCAUGAGCCAGCGCGAGCGGCUCGACCAUUGGAUCCACUCCUAUCUGCACCGGGCAGACUCCAACCAGGACAGUAAGAUGAGCUUCAAGGAGAUGAAGAGCCUGCUCAGAAUGGUCAACGUGGACAUGAAUGACAUGUACGCCUACCGCCUCUUCAAGGAGUGUGACCGGUCCAACAAUGAGCGGCUGGAGGGCGCUGAGAUCGAGGAGUUCCUGCGGCGGCUGCUGAAGCGCCCAGAGCUGGAGGAGAUCUUCCAUCGGUACUCGGGCGAGGACCGCGUGCUGAGCGCCCCUGAGCUGCUGGAGUUCCUGGAGGACCAGGGCGAGGACAGCGCCACAUUGGACCGCGCCCAGCAGCUCAUCCAGACCUAUGAGCUCAACGAGACAGCCAAGCAGCACGAGCUGAUGACACUGGAUGGCUUCAUGAUGUACCUGCUGUCACCUGAGGGGGCUGCCCUGGACAUGGCCCACACGCACGUGUUCCAGGACAUGAGCCAGCCCCUUGCCCACUACUUCAUCUCCUCCUCCCACAACACCUACCUGACCGACUCGCAGAUCGGGGGGCCCAGCAGCACCGAGGCCUACGUCAGGGCCUUUGCCCAGGGAUGCCGCUGCGUGGAGCUGGACUGCUGGGAGGGGCCUGGGGGUGAGCCCAUCAUCUACCACGGCCACACCCUCACCUCCAAGAUUCUCUUCCGGGAUGUGGUCCAAGCUGUGCGUGACCACGCCUUCACGCUAUCCCCAUACCCUGUCAUCCUAUCCCUGGAGAACCACUGCGGACUGGAGCAGCAGGCUGUCAUGGCCCGCCACCUCCGCACCAUCCUGGGGGACAUGCUGGUGACACAGGUGCUGGACUCCCAGAACCCUGAGGAGCUGCCAUCUCCAGAGCAGCUGAAAGGCCGGGUCCUAGUGAAGGGGAAGAAGCUGCCGGCUGCUCGCAGUGAGGAUGGCCGGUCUUUAUCAGAUCGGGAAGAGGAGGAGGAAGAAGAGGAGGAAGAAGAGGAGGAGGAGGCUGCAGAGCAGAGGCGGCUGGCCAAACAGAUCUCCCCGGAGCUGUCAGCCCUGGCCGUGUACUGCUGCGCCAGCCGCCUGCGGACCCUGCACCCAGUCCCUGGCCCUGCCCAGCCCUGCCAGGUCAGCUCCCUCAGUGAGCGCAAGGCCAAGAAGCUCAUUCGGGAGGCAGGGAACAGCUUUGUCAGGCACAACACCCACCAGCUGACCCGUGUGUACCCGCUGGGGCUGCGGAUGAACUCGGCCAACUACAGCCCCCAGGAGAUGUGGAACUCGGGCUGCCAGCUGGUGGCCCUAAACUUCCAGACGCCAGGCUACGAGAUGGACCUCAAUGCUGGGCGCUUCCUCAUCAACGGGCAGUGCGGCUACGUCCUGAAACCUGCCUGCCUGCGGCAGCCCGACACAACCUUUGACCCUGAGUGCCCUGGACUCCCUAGAACCACUGUCACCAUCCAGGUGCUGACCGCACAGCAGCUGCCCAAGCUGAACGCCGAGAAGCCACACUCCAUCGUGGAUCCCCUGGUGCGCAUUGAGAUCCAUGGGGUGCCUGCAGACUGUGCCCGAAAGGAGACCAACUACGUGCUCAACAAUGGCUUCAACCCCCGCUGGGGGCAGACCCUGCAGUUCCAGCUGCGUGCUCCAGAGCUGGCGCUGGUCCGGUUCGUGGUAGAAGAUUAUGAUACCACCUCCCCCAAUGACUUUGUGGGCCAGUUCACGCUGCCUCUCAACAGCCUGAAGCAAGGGUACCGGCACAUCCACCUGCUUUCCAAGGACGGGGCCUCACUGUCACCAGCCACACUCUUCAUCCACAUCCGAAUCCAGAGCUCCUGAAGGCCCCACUGACGCACCUUGGGGGUCUGCAGAUGCCAGUCUGUGUCCCCUGCAGAGCCUUCACCCCCUCUGGAGUGGCGGGGUGGUGGGAAUGCCAGCCACCACCCCUAGCCUGCCUACUGGGCCCGCUCACCUGGUGCUGGGUUCACCUGGGUGCUGAGGGCUUCCUGGGUCCCUCCUGAAGGACAGGUGUGAUCUGUUCCCUGCAGAGCUGCUCCUGUGACUUCAGUGAGCUCCAGCCCUGGGGCUCUGAGACAGCCCCAGCUCCUCUUGUCCUCAGCCCUCCUCCUCACCUGGGCUAAUGAAGAGCCAGGCCUGUUGCUGCCAGGAGACUCGGGGAGCAGGACACCUGAGGGCCCCAGCCCCUCUCUGCCUGACAGCAGGGCCAUCCCCGCCUCCUUCCCCCAGAGGAGCACAGCUGUACCCUUGCCCCCAACCUGAGCCUCCUUUCCUCCCAGGCUUUCCUGGACUCCUCCCCCCGCUCUAGAACCUGAACUCCCCUUCCCUUCCCAAAGCAAGAAGGGAGAACCCACGCUUGGAGCCCUGGGGAACCUGGCAGUAGGUUUUUAACUUGUGUCCUACAAGAGCCCUGGAGAACAGUAGAAGGAGACUAUCUAUUUUAAAAAAUAAAGCCAGGCAUGGUGGAAAGCCCUAUAAUCCCAGCAACUCAGGAGGCUGGGUAGGCACUGACCAGAAGCGGCAGGAUCGCUUAAGCCCAGGAGUUCAAGUCCAGCCUGAGCAACAUAGUGAGACCCAACUCUGAAAAAAAAAAUAAAAGAAAUAAAAGAAACAAGUUUA
Messenger RNA from Microcebus murinus (gray mouse lemur), 4221 nucleotides. The record is from RefSeq and is a predicted model, not a curated record. Lineage: Eukaryota; Metazoa; Chordata; Mammalia; Primates; Cheirogaleidae.